ACAGGCUGAUCAUGAGGCCCUGUGGGCAGAAGAAGAGGAGGAGAAGGAGGAGGCGUGCUCCGCUUUACAGCGUUUUCUCCUCCCUCACAGCUCUGCUCGCGCAUCCCGGUGCAGAUCUGUCUCAUUUUCUCCUGUUGAAGCUCGAGCGGCGGCUGCGCACUGCCGAAACUGAGAGAGAGAGAGAGAGAAAAGAGGAGAGAGAGCGGAGAGAGGAGCCAUGGGGGGGAAGAGAGAGCCGGUACAGCAGCAACACACUUCAGCUUCAAAAUAAAGUAGGGGUGAGAGGAGCAGCGCGGAGAGCUGGGGGCGAGUUCCUAACGUCGGCCUGAGGGGCAGCGAGAGUGGAAACCCGCGCAGUCCGGCUGUGAGAAACGCUUCAUUCCUCACCUGCGUCUGUAUCUAAGCUCAAAAUCUGGAAUACAUGAUGAAAUUUAAGCCAAACCAGACAAGGACGUACGACGGCGAAGGCUUCAAAAAGCGGGCCGCGUGUCUGUGCUUCAAGAACGACCGCGAGGACGAGGUGUUGCUUGUGAGCAGCAGCCGGCACCCGGAUCAGUGGAUCGUUCCGGGAGGGGGGAUGGAGCCGGAGGAGGAGCCGUGUGGAGCAGCCGUAAGGGAAGUCUAUGAAGAGGCUGGUGUAAGGGGCAACCUUGGCAGGCUACUGGGGGUUUUUGAGCAGAACCAAGACAGCAAGCAUCGAACGUAUGUGUAUGUGCUUACCGUGACAGAGACACUGGAGGACUGGGAGGACUCUGUUAACAUUGGUCGCAAGAGAAAGUGGUUUAAGAUUGACGAGGCCAUCCGGGUGCUGCAGUGCCACAAGCCGGUCCAUGCUGAGUACCUCCGCAGACUCACCCCUCGCUGUGGCCCCACCAACGGCAACGGCCAGGAACCCAUGGCCCUGGAUGAUAAUGCCCCCCUCCACCAAAGCACCUCACAGGACUGUGGCCUGCCGCGCUUGCACAGAUAGAACUGCCAACAGGGGGCAUCUGUGUGCCACACAAAGAAAGUUCUCCUAGGACUAGAAAAGACUAUUUUUUUGCAUGUGUCAUUUCCAUGUUUACUAUUUGAGAGAUGUUUUUAUAACUGUUUAGAAACCAAAGACUUGUGGAGAAUCUGUCUUUGACCUGUGGGUCAAGCUUGUAGUGUGUGUAUAGAGGGUUUUUUUUUUCUUUGCAGAAGGUUUCGUACAGCCAAACAAUUGUUGGAAUUGAGUAGGAAGUGAAGACUAUCACUGGUGGACGUUUUGGAGUGUGAACUAUGGCUGCGUGCCUUUGAUGGAAUUACGAAGAGGCGAAAGAGUCCCGAAAAACAACUGUUGAAUUUGUAGUGUUAUUUAUUCAUGGUUUGAGUGGUGGUUUAAAGAAUGUUGAAAAUGAAUCUCAAGCUUCAUUAGAUGUUAACAGGUUCAUAAAGCUGUGCAAAAAAUACUUGAUGUAAAAAUUCACAGCCAAAUUUGCAAAAAAGGAUCUUUUUUUUUUUUUUAAAUGCUAUUUUCUUAAACAUGUCAUAGUACAAUAGUAUGACUUGAAAUGAAGGAGGCAGGUGCCUUUAAAGGAGAUCAUGCUCUGAAGCAUCCUCAAGUUCAAUGCUUUUGAUCGCUGUAGAUGACAUUUUUUGCCGAUACUGUAGGUCUAACAUGCUGUGAACGUUUGAAUUGUUUUCACGGGUUGGUCUUAAAUGUGAACUCAACCUAUUAAACAAUGUAAGCUCAUGUUAUCUUCAUUUUCCAAGCACUUAAAGAAACUUUAGAUAAGCCUGUUUCCCAGUGUAACUGUAACUAAACUAUUUUUGAAAUUUAUGUAAACUAACCAUGUUGAAA
Messenger RNA from Pygocentrus nattereri (red-bellied piranha), 1822 nucleotides. It is a transcript of the gene nudt4a, whose product is annotated as nudix (nucleoside diphosphate linked moiety X)-type motif 4a. Bases 422 to 970 code for a protein of 182 amino acids. Gene Ontology annotation, biological process: diadenosine hexaphosphate catabolic process; adenosine 5'-(hexahydrogen pentaphosphate) catabolic process; diadenosine pentaphosphate catabolic process. NCBI's taxonomy places the organism in Eukaryota, Metazoa, Chordata, Actinopteri, Characiformes, Serrasalmidae. Gene Ontology annotation, cellular component: cytoplasm; nucleus. Gene Ontology annotation, molecular function: bis(5'-adenosyl)-hexaphosphatase activity; bis(5'-adenosyl)-pentaphosphatase activity; endopolyphosphatase activity. The transcript has 5 exons. The record is from RefSeq and is a predicted model, not a curated record.